AUGAAUCUACGCAUAUUGGCUCAGCUUGGCUCAGCUUGGCUCAGUUUGGCUCAGCUUGGCUCAGCUUGGCUUGGCUUGGCUUGGAAUUGGAUGUUGAGCAAGGUUCAUUCAUUCAGGUUGAAGCUUCCAGAGGAGUUCAUCGUGAAAGAUCAGAAUGGUUGUGAUGUCACGCUCCGUUCGUUCAUUCAGUGGCGAAAAAUGCACGCCUGGCUGGGGUUGAAGCUUCCAGAAGAGUUCAUCAUGGAAGAUGUCAGGCUACGUUCAUUCAUUCAAUGGCAAAGAAUACACGCCUGGCUUGGAUACGUUUUAUUCUUUUUUCUCUGUAAUUUAGCAUUAAGAGGACUGGCACCAGUUUUGGAGGUCAACGUAGGAACCGGAAAGCAUUCAACAUUCUGCCUUGUCGAAUGGACGACGAAUGAUGAGAGGUGGGCUGUGGUGGGCGUCAGCACGUUUCAGAUGGUGGUCUCAUGA
Messenger RNA from Helobdella robusta, 471 nucleotides. RefSeq lists its product as hypothetical. Lineage: Eukaryota; Metazoa; Annelida; Clitellata; Rhynchobdellida; Glossiphoniidae. The transcript has 5 exons. The record is from RefSeq and is a predicted model, not a curated record. The coding region runs from base 1 to 471 and encodes 156 amino acids.